Messenger RNA from Liolophura sinensis, 1765 nucleotides. Its product is annotated as ribosome-recycling factor, mitochondrial-like. The transcript has 7 exons. NCBI's taxonomy places the organism in Eukaryota, Metazoa, Mollusca, Polyplacophora, Chitonida, Chitonidae. Gene Ontology annotation, cellular component: mitochondrion. Gene Ontology annotation, molecular function: ribosomal large subunit binding. The record is from RefSeq and is a predicted model, not a curated record. The coding region runs from base 37 to 891 and encodes 284 amino acids. Gene Ontology annotation, biological process: translation.
GACGUUUAGUACAGUGGAUGCAGAUAAGUGGACAGGAUGUCAGUAUUGCAAAGGAUAUGUCUCUCACAAAUAAAGGGAGGCAACCUAUUGAAGGCAUUAUCAGUACAACCAGUGAGGUUAGCAUUAUUUGAAACCUGUAACAUGACUCGUCCAAUGACGCUGCUUUCGACUCGACAACAUGAAGCCUGGAGAAAAGAUAAUCUACCUUUGAUGUCCAGCAACAUGAAACCUUCAGGGUGUGUGUUGUGUAUGAGGAGUUAUGCGAAGAAAUUUAAGAAAGAGAAAAAAGGAGGAAAGCCUGGUGGUACAAAGGUGGAUCUGAGUGAGGAGGAAGUGGGAGAAGUGAUAGACCUGGAGGGUUACAGGUCAGGCCUACAGCAGGUGUUAGAGCAUCAAAAAGAGGAGUACAUAAGGCAUCUCACACUACGCACUACUAUAGGUGUGUUUGACAGUAUUAUGGCUGACACAGAGGAUGGAUCGUUUCCAAUCAACCAACUGGGCCAGGUGGCUCAGAAGUCUCCACACCUGGUUAUGAUUAACCUCUCUGCUUGUCCCCAGUAUCUUCCAGCCGUCAAGGAAGCUAUCAUGAAGUCCGGGAUGAACGUCAAUCCUCAGCAGGAAGGAAACACUCUGUUUGUGCCAAUCCCAAAGGUUACAAAGGAACACAGAGAAAACCUGGCCAAGUCAGCAAAGACUAUUUGUGACACAACAAAAGAUAAACUACGAGAUGUUCACAACAAAUAUUCAAAGAAAUUAAAACAGGCCAAGUCGUCGCAUCCUGAAGAUCUGGUUAAAAAUAUACAAACGCUGAUUAUAAAUGAAAUGCACAGUUCAUCAGAAAAGGCUGAGGCUAUGAUGAAAGCAAAACAGCAGGAGCUGUUAGGACAUUGAUUUGUAGAACCUGGAGGAUAUAGACGUAAACGUUGAGAACGUCAGCAGCGGCAGUGGCAUGAGAAGUUGGUUCUGUUUCUGAGAGAGGAUCUGUGUGAUGAGGUGGAAUCUACAAUGCCUUUUAAGUGGGAUGAAAUUCUGUGGAAACCUCUGAUGAGUUAAUGAACAAACUGUGAGGGGAAUUCAACUUAUCAGUGAUAUAAAGAAGAGGAAACUUUUGAAAUUUGUGAAUCAUCUGACCUCUCUCACAUGUGAACGCAGUCUGUCCUACAUUGAAAUCAUGAUCUGUUAAAUACAUCAGCUUGUGACCUGGCCAGAUAUAUCCUGGCCAGAUAUAUCCUGGCCAAAUAUAUCCUGGCCAGAUAUAUCCACCAUUAGUUGGAAUAUGACAGCAACAUCACAAUGAGUCAAUGCUGGACAUUAAGAACGAUUAUGUAAAAACAUCAUUUUUAUUUUCCACAUUUUGAUAAUGUCCUGAGUUGUCUUGGUGCAAUCUGUUUAGAGAAGAUACCAGGACUUUGAUGGAAAAUUAUGUCAGUAAAGAGUUUCGUUCAGAUAAAGUGUGAAGAGCUCUGUUUCUCGCAAACAUGACUAGCUGGUGUUCCUUGUAGAAUUAAUGGGAAUUUGAUACGUAUUAUUAAACGUUUAUGUUUAGCCAAUGCGCUGUUCUUUUCACUAGUCUUUACUUCAUAAAGAUUUUCGGGUAUAACAUGAGGUGAUCCAGUUUCCUUCUUACUCUGUUUAGCUUUAUUUCAGACUGCUUGUCAGGUCCAGGACUCCAUAUGAACUAAUUCACCAGUAUGUUCUAAGCACUAAACAAAGAAUUAAAUGGUAUGAACUACGUUAGUGUUACAGUGCAAAACGUAACCUUAAA